ACCAAUACAGCACUGGACCACUAUAUAUCCCCCCGCCCCGCGCUGGGGCCGGUCCCCAGCUAGCGAGCGCCGCCGGUGCCAGUGCAACAGAACACGCACCACACGGGCGCAGACUGCAGAGACAACAGAUCGAUCGUCCAAUGGCGAUCGGCGGGUCGGAGGCCGGCGGGGGAGGCGCGGGGAGCAUGAGGAGCGUGCUGGUGACGGGCGGCGCGGGGUUCAUCGGCACGCACACGGUGCUGCGCCUGCUGGAGCAGGGCUACAUCGUCACCGUCGUCGACAACUUCCACAACUCCGUCCCCGAGGCGCUCGACCGCGUCCGCCUCAUCGCCGGCCCCGCGCUCUCCACCCGCCUCGACUUCAUCCGCGGGGACCUGAGGAACACCGAUGACUUGGAGAAGGUGUUCGCUGCCAGGAGGUACGACGCCGUCAUCCACUUCGCUGGGCUGAAGGCCGUGGGGGAGAGCGUCGCGCACCCGGAGAUGUACUACGAGAACAACCUCAUCGGCACCAUCAACCUCUACAAGAGCAUGAAGGAGCACGGCUGCAAGAAGCUGGUUUUCUCGUCAUCCGCCACCGUGUACGGCUGGCCGGAGGUGAUCCCAUGCGUCGAGGACUCCAAGCUGCAGGCCGCCAACCCAUACGGCAGGACCAAGCUUAUCCUUGAGGAUAUGGCGCGUGACUACCACCGCGCGGACACGGAGUGGAGCAUCGUCCUGCUGCGCUACUUCAACCCCAUCGGUGCGCACAGCUCCGGCGAGAUCGGAGAGGACCCCAAGGGGAUACCGAACAACCUGCUGCCCUACAUCCAGCAGGUCGCCGUCGGCAGGCUCCCCGAGCUCAACGUCUACGGCCACGAUUACCCCACCCGGGACGGCACCGCGAUCAGGGACUACAUACACGUCGUCGACCUCGCCGAUGGGCACAUCGCAGCGCUCAAGAAGCUCUUCGACUCUCCUGAUAUAGGUUGUGUGGCCUACAAUCUGGGUACAGGGCGCGGCACAUCCGUUCUGGAGAUGGUGGCGGCGUUCAAGAAGGCCUCCGGCAAGGAGAUUCCCACCAAGUUGUGCCCCAGGAGACCGGGUGACGCGACGGAGGUUUACGCGUCCACUGAGAAGGCUGAAAGAGAGCUUGCAUGGAGGGCCCAAUAUGGAAUCGAGGAGAUGUGCAGGGACCAAUGGAACUGGGCCAAGAAGAACCCGUAUGGCUACUGCGGCGGUGCAAAAAAAUAGCGUAGGUUCGUCGCAAUGAAGAAUUGUCGAUAGUAGUUCUCUUCUCUACACUAAUCAAUGGAACAUGUAAUAAACACGGACCACCUAAUCUCUACUAGUUUCUAUGGUUUCCACUAUCAUUCCUUUUGUAAAAAGUCUUUACACUUCUUUCUAAUCUAACCCAUAGUCCAAAACAAGUCCUAUCAGCGUGUGGCUAGUUCUCUCUGCCACCACACGAGUCACAACUGAGAGCGAAAGCCCUAGCACCCUUACUUUGUCCCAAACCCGCAACCCCACGCCCGCAUCUAACGGCUGCGGCCUCGGUCGAUCUCCGUCGAGGCGGAGGCGACACUUGGAGAGGCUAUCCCCAUUUCUUAUUAUGGAAGCGGAGAGAAAGCAGUGAGGUUCAAGAUUGCAACAGUCAUCUAGAGCUAGGACGCCAUGGCCAUCCGGAGCCACGAUUGUCCCAAUCCCCCUCGUUUUUGUCUCUUCAGUGGCGCUUAUUAUUUCCUAUGUUUUCCUGUGAAAAUGAACUGAUUCCUGU
This is a messenger RNA of Zea mays, 1755 nucleotides long. Its product is annotated as Bifunctional UDP-glucose 4-epimerase and UDP-xylose 4-epimerase 1. Gene Ontology annotation, cellular component: cytosol. Gene Ontology annotation, biological process: galactose metabolic process. Bases 141 to 1232 code for a protein of 363 amino acids. NCBI's taxonomy places the organism in Eukaryota, Viridiplantae, Streptophyta, Magnoliopsida, Poales, Poaceae. The record is from RefSeq and is marked validated. Gene Ontology annotation, molecular function: UDP-glucose 4-epimerase activity. The transcript has 9 exons.